CUGCUGAUUGCUGCAAUAGUCUUUGUGCCAAAUAUCUCCCCCCACACAUAACACACACCAGGAUGUGGUUGCUGGACAGGUCGCAUUUGCUGAUCCUAUCACUCUCCCAUUGAGUUUCUUGCACUGGUGGCAUCCAAUUGGCUGCGUUCCGAUUUUGAUUGGGUACUUCCUUUUAUCGCCUAUAUAGUGCGUCUCUGCUGGGAAGGCUGCUCAGUUCUACCCAUUGCAGCAGGCCGCUGAGCACGGUGGAUGUUGCGGCCACUUUUGUUGGUCAGAGAAGAAGCUUUGUUUUUGCAGGUGCAUGAGAAAAGACAUUUGUGGGUCGGUCUGGUUGUAGUCGGAACAGUGCCAUCUUCUCCGCCUCUCCACAAAAGGCCAUUUCCCUUAAGCUGAGCAUUCUGAGGUCCUGCUUGCCUGGAAGACGGCUCAGGGUUUGAAGCAAGUGUAUAGAAAGGCCGGCCAUUCAGGGAUGGAUAACCUGACCGCAUCUGCUGGUGGGAAGAACUCUUGCACUUACCAUGAAGAGUUCAAGCAGAUCUUGCUGCCUGUGGUGUACUCGGUGGUCUUAGUGGUAGGACUGCCCUUGAACUUCAUUGUCAUCGUCCAGAUCUGGCUGUCCCGGAAGGUGCUGACCCGCACUACCAUCUACAUGUUGAACUUGGCGGUGGCUGACUUGCUCUAUGUCUGUUCCCUGCCGCUCCUCAUCUACAACUAUUCCCAGAAGGACUACUGGCCCUUUGGCGAUUUCACCUGCCGGUUUGUGCGUUUCCAGUUCUACACCAACCUACAUGGCAGCAUUCUCUUCCUCACCUGCAUGAGUGUCCAGCGCUACCUGGGGAUCUGCCACCCGCUCUCCACCUGGCACAAAAAGAGGGGCAAGGGCUUCACCUGGAUGGUGUGCGGAGUGGUAUGGGUUGUGGUCAUUGCUCAGUGCUUGCCCACUUUCAUCUUCGCCUCCACUGGCAUCCAGAGAAACCGGACUGUAUGCUACGACCUCAGCACCCCCGACCGCUCAGCCAACUACUUCCCUUACGGCAUCACUUUGACAGUCACGGGGUUCUUGAUUCCCUUUGUCUCCAUCCUAGGGUGCUAUUGUAGCAUGACCAAAAUCCUCUGCCAGAAGGACGAGUUGAUUGGGUUGGCCGUCCGGAAGAAGAAGGACAAGGCCAUCCGGAUGAUCAUCAUUGUGGUGCUGGUCUUCGCCAUCAGUUUCUUCCCCUUCCACCUCACCAAGACCAUCUACCUGAUCAUCCGCUCCUUGCCCAAUGUGCACUGCCUCACCAUGCAGGCAUUCGCCAUCACCUACAAGUGCACCAGGCCGUUUGCCAGCAUGAACAGUGUACUGGAUCCCAUCCUCUUUUACUUCACUCAACGCAAGUUUCGCGAAAGCACCAGGCACCUGUUGGACAAAGUCAGUUCCAAAUGGAAGCACAACUCAUGACGAGCAGGCCCUAGUGGCACGUGAAAGCAACUGCGCUCCUGUGCCAAGGAGGGAUUGGCGACUCGCUGGCUUUGGGCCACCAAGGUCCAUGCGUGAGGCAACUUCUCCCAUUGUUGGUACUUCAUUGCCCAUCCAGAGGGAGAGUUUGGCCUACGUGGCUCAGAGAAGCCUAACUCUGGUUGUCAUGGCAACCCCCUCAAAAGGCCCUGGCUUCGUCACUGAAAUGGAGAGUGUUAGUUGUGUAAAUAACAGACUGCCUGGUGUGUUCCUCUCUCUCUUACCUCAUGGUUGUUCUAAGGAACCAUUUGGGAUGGUUUUGAAGAUGGCUUCUUCUACAUCUGGCCCCAACAUUCUUCAGGAGACCAUGUGUUAGAAGCGAGGCCAAGGAGCAGAGGAAGAAAGCAGAAGAUUAGCAGGAAUGCUACUUAAUGUUUGGUUGAAAGACAACUCUAGAGGGAAGGCCCCAAGCUCGUCUGUUUCACAAGACAUUGUGGACAGGAUUCCUAGGGUCUGGAUGACGGAGGGGAGUUUCCUUUGGGGGCUCAGCUAGGAGCUCUCCAAAAUAGAGUAUUAUUGCCGUUCCAUAAAGGGUGGGCCCCAGUCCUUCAAAGCUCUUCUCUUGAAUAAUUUCUGGGUUCCAAACAUGACCUGUCUGUGGCUGGAUUGUUUUGACAAGAGCUCAUUUGAGGACUGGAUCAUGAGUGGCAAUGAAUGUGGGCCAAACUUUGAAGAUGGUGAGCAUUACCACCGGGGUGGAUUUUGGCUCCAAAACAUCUCAGUCCUGAGGAGCUGACUUGGGAAAUGGGGAAUUGCAAUUGCACAGUCAACUCCCCCACCCCAGGUUCUUCUGAAGGGGCGCUGUUUGACAGUAUGAGUGUUUAUUCGUUUGCACAGGAGUCUCAAACUGUAACCCUCCAGCUGAUAUUGGGCUAUGACUCCACUGUCCCCAAUCACAAUGGCCAGCAGCCAUGAAUGCUAGGAGUUGUAGGUCAACAUCUGCAGGAGGGCCGCCAUUUCAGAUCUCUGUUCAGAGCCAUCUUUGUGUGUCCUUGUUUCCUGCCCCACUUCGCAACUCGUUUAAUAGGGUGUAAAGAAUUCUGGACAUGAAGCUGCAACUUAGUAAGGUUGGCUGGUGGUCUAGCGAGCCUACCAAAUGCUAUAGAGGAAGCCUACUAAGUACUGAACAGUUGCACUAGGCAAGGUUGUGCAUGUUUCACUCCUCUGCACAUGCACUCUUGCAGCAUGAAUCCUCAACUAUGGUGUGGAAUUGGACUUCCCAAGUAUUUCAUUUCUUUUCUUUUCUUUUUCUAAAAGAGAGAGAAAAGCUUCUAACUCUCAUGGUUUCAAAGAAUUAUCUUGUUCCCCCCCGCUCAGAGUCCUGUGUGUUCAUAUGGGCACGUAAAAAGGUAGAGUGUGCCGUCAAGUCAAUUUCGACUCCUGGCGCCCACAGAGACCUGUGGUUUUCUUUGGCAGAACAGGAAGGGUUUACCAUUGUUUCCUCCCACACAGCAUGAGACGAUGCCUUUCAGCAUCUUCCUAUAUCGCUACUGCCCAAUAUAGUACCAGCGGGGAUUCAAACCAGCAACCUUCUGCUUGUUAGUCAAGCAUUUCCCCACUGUGCUACAUAUGCUGUCUGCUCUGUUCCCAUCAGUGUCCCAUGUGCGUUGUGCCAUGUGCUUUGGGGUAACAAUGUUGCUGAAACUCUUAAUUUCUUGUUUCAGAAUAUGGAUCUGCCAGCUUUGAAUCCUCAGAAAAAAAAUACAAUUCAGACUUUAUUUCCGUGAAAGUUCUGCUGAGACUUGUAGAAUGGAAAAUGAGGUUCUACACUUGGGUAGAGGAGUUUCCAACGGGAAUCUAUUUUUAGCCCCAAUCCUGGACAUUAAAUGCUCACACUGAGCUAAGCAAACAUCCUGGCAGGGAUUUUUAACGCUCUAAAGAUUGGUCAGAAAUCCAGUGAUCCAGAGCCUUGGAGGCGGGAAAACUCUACUGCCAGAAUUUGCAUAACGAAAGUCUGGGAAACUUCCUAGCCCAGCCAUAGAUGUAAGCAAAAGCUUUUGUUCCAGACUCUGCUAGCUUCUCCCUAUGUUGCCUUGAGUUUAGCUUAUGGUGAAACAUUUGAGAUAAACAAGAUGGGAUCUUCCUCCUGGGUGUUCAGUGCAAUUUUCAGCAUUUGCAUUGAAUCCCAAGGCAUCUGAGAGGAGGUCUUGCGUAGAGAGGCCUAAAGGUACACUGUAGAAGAACAGGCAUCGUAAGUGAAACAGCAAACACCUAAAUGCUUGCUUACGUUUUCAGGUAUUUAACUUAUCGAUUCACAUAUGUACCAGGUGCCAACAAUUUGUGAAUGGGUGAAAGAACGGAUAGCUGAUGGCUCAUAUAUCUCCCAUAUCACAUCCAGUUUGGCCCAAUGACACUAAGCACUUUCAUGUACAAAAGGGUGAUAACCCACAUCUUUACAGCUAUGGUGACCAUGCCGAUGAUGAAAGGUGGUUGGCCGCUGGUUCAAGACAAGAAGAAGAGGAGGAAAUGCUAUCCCAAGCAUUUGGGGGCAAAACACUUUGCCCCAAUAGGUCACCUCCUGACUUCUCUCUCCAAGGGAACCUUCAUUGGUGCUGCUAAUCCAAUAUGAAGACUGUGACCUUUCCAUUGGCUUCCUGGACUGCUGAUUGAAACAAUGGUGUCACUGUAUUGGAAUUCUAACAUUUCACAAGUGUUCUAACAUUCUAAAUGCAAAAGAACUUCAUAGUGAAAGUACUUGCUCUGAUCAUGCAUAAGCGUCUUUAGUUUUGCUUCCCUAUGAUGGGAAAUUUGCUAUCUGCACUUAUUCUCAGAACUGCAUCCCAAGGAAAAUGGGGCCUAUUUGGUUCAGGUUCCAUACAUUCCAAAACACAGAGGGGGUCAAAAUGUGGAUGAUUGUCAUUUGUUUUCAGAAUCUCACUUGCUGCUUUUAAAAAGAAUUACUUUAAACUGUAGUUUUUACUGCCAUCUGGGUCAGCAGAGACAGGAGUCCACUGGGCAUUUGUCUCUCGUCAGGUGCCAUCUUGAAUACCCAUAUAUGCUUCAGGAUGUGGCAACAUUCUGGGACAGUCUUGUGGGGGGAAAAUGGCCACUACCUUGAAAAAUGUUGCAGCUGAUCUACAGUUUAAAGUUUUUUAAAAUCAUUAAAACAAUGCAAACAGAUGAGGGGAAAUGAAUUAGGAGUCUCUGCAUGAGUCCCAAAACACAGAAGAAGAACUGAAACAAAAAGUCAACAGAAGUUCUGGAAAUAAAUGGGCGUCCAAAAGAGGUAUUUUCUAGUGCACUUCCUUACAAUGUACUUCUGGAAUACUACUAUGAAUACUACUUGAAUACUACUCUUCUCUAAAUAGUUUUAUUAAUAUUGCACAUUUGUGAAAAUAUUUCUCAUUGUCUCAGUGAAAAUUCUGCCACAGACAGCUUUUAUAAUAUAAGGGGCUGGGUAAAAUCCAUCUUCAAAGACCGAUUUGUCAUAGCACCAUCUAGAAUCUAAAAAGAAAAUGAAGCUAUAGUUUCAUUGUAACAUAUGGCCGAACGGGAAGAAAAGCAGAAAUGCAAAGGUUCACAUAAAGUUUAGACCAACUUGAGGAGCAUAACACAAAUCACUUGCUGGAAACUACUACAAGAGGCUUUACACACAGGGUUUCUAUCCCGAAUUGACUUCAGAGGAGAAUGUGUGCGUUCACACACCAGCCAAACUUACCCCGAAGUUCCUUUGAGGUUUUUGGAUGCACUCCACACACAAACUGGGCUUUGUGGUGCGAAUUCUAGCUUAUCUUGAUGUAUUUCUGGGUUUUUUAAAUGCUGGUUUUAAGCUACUUUUUCUGAAAGCGCCAGAGCAAAUAGGGAGAGGCACUGAUGUAGAAUCAUUAGCAUGAUAAGAGGGAUACUCUCUUUAGAAAUGCAGAUAUAGCUCUUUAGUAAUUUCUCCCCCACCUCCCCCCUAAAAAUCAGCUAGAAGGAAAACACGGAGGCAUGCCAUGUGAACUUGCAUCAAAACAAAACCCGAGAGCAGGGGGGAGGGGCUGCUUCCCUCAAUGCCGCGAGUGUAAUUCGAAGUGGCUUCGCUCAACAUUUACCCCUCAGCAUGAAGCCAUGUGUGAAUAACUCUCUAGCCAGCCAAACGAGAUGUGGGACAGUAGACGUAGGAGCAAUGCCUUGACUUUUAAAAAGAAAUUGAAAUGCACAAUUGUGCGAGGACUGAUCAAAUUUGAUCAGAGCAAUGGUGCAGGCCGCGGCAGUGCUUAACCCAUUCCCUGUGGCUCAUUUUUCAUAUUAAAAUUGCCCCCAGCAUCUUCUCCAUCCACAAGGAAGGUCUAUGAGAGAUCUUUUUUUGCCAUUACAGAAAGAAAAGCAGCUUGCAGAGGGUGAUCAGGAAAUGCCCCAGGAUUAAAAGCCCCUUUCCCUAAUCAGAUUCACCAGCCCCCUGCAGCGCUUGUGCUCUCUCUCUCUCUCUCUCUCUCUCUCUCUCUCUCACUCUCUCACUCUCACACACACACACUCACAUGUUAGUUGGCUGUUCAUUUGUCUCCAACAUCAUGUAAUUUGGCUGUAAAACACAAAAAGCACUUUUUAAUAUGAAACCAUAUUAUUUUGAAUGUGGUAGUAUACCUGGUAGAAUAUUUGCUUAUCAUCAGAUUUUAAGAGUUGUAAGGGACCUUCAAGGUCUUCUAGUCCAACCCUUGCUCAGAGCAGGAAGUUGUGACAAUUGGCUGCGGGGGGGAGAUUUUUUUUGUUUUGUUUUACACUUAUAUCCCGGUCUUCCUCCGAGGAGCUCUGAGCAGUGUAUAUGGUUAUUUUUAUCCUCACAACAACCCUGUGAGGUAGGUUAAGCUGAGAGAUACAUGACUGGCCCAGAGAACCCUGUAAGCAAAUAGCAUCUAUGAGGACAUUUGCUUGCACCUCAUUCAUGGACAUUAUAGCCCUCUUUGUUGGAUGCUCUCAUUGCAUUGGGAGUUCCUCUUCCAUUUGCUUUUAGCUGCUAAAGGACCGGGGAGACCUGAUUUCAAAUCCCCAUUCAGCCAAACUAGCUGGGUAACUGGGCCAGUCACUUCUCUCUCAGCCUAACCUACCUCACAGGGUUGUUGUGAAAGAGAAACUCAAGUAUGUAGUACACCUCUCUGGGCUCCUUGGAGGAAGAGCGGGAUAUAAAUGUAGAUAGAUAGAUAGAUAGAUAGAUAGAUAGAUAGAUAGAUAGAUAAUAAAGUUGCACAAGUCAGCAAAUGGAGGCUGCCUAGUGCUCCCUCACUAGAGAUAUGCAAAGGAUAUCCGCGGGGCUCUCAGCCUUGGGUCCCCAGAUGUUGUUAUGCGACAACAUCAUCCCCUGCCACAAUGGAUCAUGCAGGUCCCGGCCCCCCAGGCUCAGUGCAAAUGUAGGCCUUUUCAUUCUGUAGGGCUUCCAUUGCUCACCUCGCAUGAAGGCUCUGUGCUGAUUUGAAUGUUUCUCCUUGCAGCAGAUGGAUUUUCGUUCCCAGUGUUUAGAUUGAUCCAGAUAUGCUUUGCCUCAAUGAUCAUGACUUAUUUAUUGUUCUGUUGCUUUCCGGAUUCAUAUGAGCAUAAAGCUUCAGUCAGUCAUUUCAACCGAUCUGACUUUUUGUCCUUCGGGAGCAAAAUUGGCUUUCCAAAUCCAGUGGCACCAGGAGCUAGCCCAAGCAGCCUCAAGGGUAGCAGUUCCAAAGCAUUGGCUAAUCCACCCCUCAGUUGCCCCCCCCCACACACACACACCAACACUUGCCUUCUAGUGCAUUAUUUUUAAUCAAAAAAUCCCAAAUUAUGUGAAAUUCCUUAUUUUGUGACAAGAGUACAUAUUGUGCAAUGCAAAAUUGAGACAAAUGUGAGAAUUAGUGUUUCUAAAACUUUCAAGAUUUCUAAGCUUUGCAAGAAGUUCCAGGUAUUCACCUUUCCCUUCAAGCUUCGCCUAGACAAGUAACCAGGUACCUUGCUUGAACUAGUCUCCUGCUGUGUCCUCCGUCCUUACUGUUGGUUGUCAUGGGUUAAGCUCUUCUGAAUGUCUUUGUAAGCUCUUUGGGGGCAGAGGGCAGUGCUUGUAUAGCUUUCCCCAGCCUUUCCAAAAUAAAAUCUGCCUGCAUCUCCA
Molecule: messenger RNA, 7547 nt
Organism: Hemicordylus capensis (graceful crag lizard)
Lineage: Eukaryota; Metazoa; Chordata; Lepidosauria; Squamata; Cordylidae
Gene: P2RY6
Product: pyrimidinergic receptor P2Y6
Exons: 3
Coding region: 470-1441 (323 amino acids)
Biological process (GO): phospholipase C-activating G protein-coupled receptor signaling pathway; cellular response to pyrimidine ribonucleotide
Cellular component (GO): plasma membrane
Molecular function (GO): G protein-coupled ADP receptor activity; G protein-coupled UTP receptor activity; G protein-coupled UDP receptor activity
Source: RefSeq, a predicted model, not a curated record